Messenger RNA from Spodoptera littoralis (African cotton leafworm), 1432 nucleotides. The record is from the annotation of a GenBank genome assembly. NCBI's taxonomy places the organism in Eukaryota, Metazoa, Arthropoda, Insecta, Lepidoptera, Noctuidae.
AUGACUAUAGGUCGAAUAUUAACCUACAUAUCGACCAAAGUAGAAGCCCCUGCUGUCUGCAACAGCUGCAACUCAGUGAUCAAUGGAAGGAUAGUUACGGCGCUAAACAAGAAGUGGCACCCUGAACACUUCACCUGCAACACAUGCCGCAAGCCCAUUGAUGGCGCCAAGUUCCACCAGCACGAUGGUGGUGUCCACUGCGUGCCAUGCUUCGCCGCCCACCAUAGUCCCAGAUGCCAUGGGUGCGGCGAGCCCAUCACUGACCGCGUGAUCCAAGCUCUGGGAGUGUCGUGGCACGCUCACCACUUCGUCUGCGGAGGAUGCAAGAAGGAGCUCGGUGGCGGUGGUUUCAUGGAACAGGCUGGCAGACCAUACUGCUCAGCAUGCUAUGCUGACAAGUUCGCAGCCCGCUGCAACGGGUGUGGCAGCCCCAUCACCGACAAGGCCAUCAUCGCGCUGGACGCUAAGUGGCACCGUGAUUGCUUCACUUGCAUGAAAUGCAGAAACCCAGUGACAGACGCCACUUUCUCUGUCAUGGACAACAAACCACUUUGCGGCAAAUGCGCCUAAACGCACACAUUGACAUCAAACGCACACACUAUUAUAUUUACCACACACCCAUCGAGUAGCCAGGAGUAUGGAACCGACUACCGUAGCUUAUCGAUACGUUUGCUUCUCAAAGAUCGGAAGAUUUAAAAAGGGAACAUUUUUGUUUAACAAUUAUAUCGAUUUUAUAUUUAAAUCGAUUUUAAAAUCCGUAAUAAGGCAACGUCUAUCUAUCAUAGGUACAAUUUAUUCUUUGAAUAUCUUGGCAUGAUUCAUUUUACAAGCAAUGUUUCAACAAGUUUACGAUCUUUUAGAAUGCAAACAUUAGAAUGCUAAAAUAAAUAAUAAUAAAUUAGUUUUACGAUGUUACAAAGAUUACAAAAGGAUACAGCAGUUAUAUGACAGUAUUUUUAAGUAAUUACAUUUUGUUUCUUAAAGAAUAUAUUAAGGGAUGUAUGUUCAAGUCAUGCUGAACAACUUUUACGACGUAAAGUGUUGUUGUAGCAUUUUCCGAUGAAGUGUCAUCGCGGCCAUAUUGUGACAAGCAGUGCCAUCUAGUGGCAUACACUUAAACAAGCAAUGGUCGCUAUUUAUUACACGUUAGUUGCGCUAUGGCUGCACAUACUAUGCUACUUUAAAUAUAAGUUUUAAACGUUAAUUUAAACUUUGAAAAUUGUUGUAAAUAAUCGUAAUUAAAUUAUAAAAAAGUCACUGUGAUGCUUUUGGGCUUUCGAUUGUAUUUAUUCAAUUUAUUCAUUUCUUAUAAUAUUUACACAAUUUAAAGAUGUUAAAAUGAGCUAGAUUAUAUUUUAUACGCUUUCCCAAAAUGGUUAUUUUUUUCCAAUAAAUUAUUUUGUUUUUGACAACAUUCGUAUUUUAUUCACAC